AUGGGCAACGCAAAAUCGAGAGAGUUGGUAUUGAGUGAUGAACAAAUGGAAGAAUUGAAAGCUAUUGGUAAUUUUAGCGAAAGACAAGUUUAUUAUUACCUGGAUUCGUUCUAUGAUGAAUAUCCUUCUGGCGCCUUAGAUAAGGAAACAUUUGUUAGGGAAAAUAGUGAAGCUCAUGCUGGUACACGCCAGAUGUGGUCACAUAUUUUUGAUCAGUUGGAUAAGAAUGGAGAUGGUUAUUUUGAUUUUAAGGAAUAUUUAAUAAGCCUUGCUGUCGGUACAAACAGUACGAACGAGGAAAAAUUACUUUUUGCCUUCAAGGUGUUUGAUAUAGGCUCUGAUGGAUACAUUGAUUAUUAUGAAUUUUCACAAUUAUAUCAUUUUAUAUUUGGAAAUCACAAGGAAAAUGAAGAGCGAGCAGCAAAAAAUCAAACUGUUAAGGAAGAUAAGGAACUAGAUGAAAAAUGUAGAAGAUUAUUCGAAAAAUUAGAUGCCAAUUCACAAGAUGGAAAACUGUCCAUGCCAGAAUUUGUUCACGGUCUCAAAAACGAUCCAGUCAUUAUUGCUGCUUUUACAAUAUUUUAA
This is a messenger RNA of Naegleria gruberi, 585 nucleotides long. RefSeq lists its product as uncharacterized. The record is from RefSeq and is a predicted model, not a curated record. Gene Ontology annotation, molecular function: calcium ion binding. The transcript has 2 exons. Bases 1 to 585 code for a protein of 194 amino acids. NCBI's taxonomy places the organism in Eukaryota, Heterolobosea, Eutetramitea, Acrasida, Naegleriidae.